Sodiomyces alkalinus F11 is the source of this 3429-nucleotide messenger RNA. Its product is annotated as Pet127-domain-containing protein. Gene Ontology annotation, biological process: mitochondrial RNA 5'-end processing. Gene Ontology annotation, cellular component: mitochondrial envelope; mitochondrion. Lineage: Eukaryota; Fungi; Ascomycota; Sordariomycetes; Glomerellales; Plectosphaerellaceae. The transcript has a single exon. The record is from RefSeq and is a predicted model, not a curated record. The coding region runs from base 1 to 3429 and encodes 1142 amino acids.
AUGCUUCGCCUGCAUAAUAGAGCUCUUGGGAAUCUCCAAUCACGAUACGUUUGUUCAACAUGCCUUGUCCGGACUCUAGACCAACGGACAGCAUGGCAUUCGCAAUCUCAGGGCUUUGCCUUGUCGCAUCGCGUCUACUCAACCGAAAACUCAAAUGCGGUAGAUGAGACUGAAUCUACUCCAGCUGCGGCGGCGCCAAACCCUCGAAAGCCCAGAGCUCGUCGAAGAAGAAAAGAAAAACCGACACCGACACCAACACCGACACCGGCAUCGACAACGGAGACCUCGCAAGAAGGCGGAGCAAGCCCGGAAAUCGUCCACCAAUUGUUCUCCUCCUUGAAGAAAUUGGAGCAGAGCUAUGCGUCUAUAAACAAGAAACUCGCCAACUUGCAAGAGUCUGGUCCGAAUGCGCAGUCCCUCGGGUCGCCUCAAUCGGGUUCAGAGACGCCCGGCAAUGAGCCCACAGACUUGUUCAAGUUGCAGACCAGAAAGCUCGGGUCUAGACUGAAGAUAGUGUCUGGCACCCUGGACGUUCUCAAGAGCGUCCUAGAGUCGCAGCAUAUACCAAUUGAAGGCUUGAGGAAAAGGUCGAACCAGGAGAAGGAGACGUCACCUCCAGUCGUCGCCCAAGCCGACAAACCCGCAGACUCACAAGCACGCGCUGCCGAGACACCGAAAGCUGAAGCGACCAAACCGAAGAAGCCGGCGAAAAGGACGAAAUUAGGUCUCACUUCAAGGUCCGAUGCGGCGAAAGAUUCAGCUACACCUGCGUUCCACCCUCCGGCGGAGCAGACAGCGGAUGCUAGCGUAACCACGCUGGCAGGACGUCUGAGGCAAAACCUCCAGCCAGCCGUAUCCUCCGCAAUUUCGUCCGGCCUAGCGUCGUCCGUCGCGCCCGCCGCAUCAGCGAAGCCUGCUACGAAGACCCAGACCCAGACCCAGACCCAGACCCAAAAGCCGGGCCCGAAAUCGUCAAAACGACAUAAAGCACCGUUGAGUGUUCAAGUAGUGAGGGCGAACAAACUGGAAAUGGUGCCCGUGGAGAGGCCGGGGGGGCCGGAGGCUCCCGCCCUAGCCCAUGGACUUGAUCGAGUGUUGUUCAACCCCGGCGUCUACCACCUGCAGGAUCCUAGGUCGCGGGUGUACAACUUUGACCCUUACCUAUCCAGGAUCAUGCCAUUGAGCGAAUUCGACUUCAGCGCUCUGAAGCAAUACGUCACCUCUUCGAAAGACUCGACCCUGCUGGAGCUCGCCUCCAAGCUCGGCAAGAAAUAUAGCGGUUCGACGUCGAGUAUGACGGCGAUGCUCUCUCACUUCCACUACCUCCUUUCCGCCUGGCGGCCCGUCAACCCCAAAGACCUGAGCAGAAACCUCGAGCCGGACUAUACCAGCUUUACCCAGAUUCUCCGUGCGCCGGCCGCGACGUUCUUGCAUCAUCGCGAUGGAGUGUACGCCAUUGACGCCGACAAAGAGUUUGACUCGGCCAACAUCCUCAGCAUGCUCGGGAAGUCUAUGGAGAAGCUUCUGACCCUCCCGAAAGAAGAGUUUGAACGAUACCGUCACCAGAAUUCAGAUCAGAUUACCGAGGAGGAACGCAACGCCGAGGAAGCCUUCCACUUUUCCACUUUGGGAGACUUCCUGAUGCGAUCGCAAUUAGAUGCUUAUGACAAGAGGCUACCCGGUACGGGCAUGUUCGACCUCAAGACCCGAGCCGUCGUCUCCAUCCGUAUGGACGCCCGGGGCUUCCAUAAGGGCCUGGGUUAUGAGAUUCGACGCCGCUUUGGACAAUGGGAGUCUUUCGAGCGAGAGUACUACGACAUGAUGAGGGCUGCCUUCCUGAAAUACUCGCUGCAGGUCCGCAUGGGCCGCAUGGACGGCAUCUUUGUCGCUUUCCAUAAUACACAACGCAUCUUCGGCUUCCAGUACAUCCCCUUGGAGGAGAUGGACAACGCAAUCCAUGGGGUCAACGAUCGCAAUCUUGGCGAUCAAGAGUUCAAGUUGAGUCUGCACUUGCUCAACAAGGUCUUCGACCGCGCAACGGAACGGUUCCCCGGGCGGACACUCCGGAUCCAUGUGGAAACGCGCCCUGGCGACCCGCCUUUCAUGUAUAUCUUUGCCAAGCCCGUUGUGCCCAAGGAAGUGGAGCAAGUUCAGAACGCCAACCAGGCUGCUGUUGCCGAGUUUGAGCGCCAGCUUCUCGGCCUCGAACAAGCGGAGGCGGAGGCGACCGAGACACCUGACCUGGAGGGUGAGCAAUCCUUGGGCCUCGACGAGGAAGAAGUUACUCUCACCACCGAGGCCAAACGGAGGACUGUAGCAUUCUGGGAAGAGAUGCAGGACAAGGUAGAGGAGGCUGUGGAAGACGAUGCGCUUGGUGUCAGCCACGUUCGGGAUGCCAUUCAAGACGCCCUCGAGCAGAGCGGCCUGCUAAAGGCCAGGUCUCCCGAAGAAGCCCAAAAUUACGUCCAGGCUCUGCUUGAUGCCCUUACUGGAGGAGAUGCCUCGGAGAAUGCCGCCAGUGCGCCGAAGACAGAGGAGGAGCCGUCCACUAGUCCUGAGGCGGCGGCCGUGGAUACCUCGCAGGCUGAAACUCCAGCGACGUCAGAACCAACAUCUUCGGAGACUGCCGGGGACAGCCUGUCUCCAUCUCCGGAGUCUUCCUCUUCUCGCUCGUCCGAUCGCAGCCUGAAGGAGCUCAUCCUUCGUGUUGCUGAGCGAGUGGACGAGAAGGCGGACUCGGACGGCCCAAUCCAGCAGGUAUCCGACGACGUCGCCUCAGACACAUCGAAGCUGCGCGAGUUCGAAAGAAUCCUCUCCCAAUUAGUGGAAACGUCCCGGGUAUCAGGGACCGAAACCAGCUCCGCCUCUGCGCGCCCUGAUGAAGGCAAUGUUCCGCAGCCGACGUCGUCUCCGACCACCCACGCUUCCACGGCGUCUGAAACAGCCAAACCCACGGACAAGUCAGACACGAACGCACCAGAAGGCGCGGCGUCCUCUGCAGAAGAAUCAUCAGCCACACCCGAAGAGCCCGAGGAACCCGAAGACGAGAUUCUGGGAAUGCAUCUCAUGGUCCGGAACAAGGUCAAUGGCGAGUACGUGGACCGGCCGGACGGCACCGUCCCCAACCUCCGCUGGACCGUGGAGUAUUCCCUCGAGGAGAUCCCGACCAAGAAGGCCAGGAAGAUCUACAAGGCCAUCCAGGACCGGCGGAAGAAGGCCCUGCAGUCCGACAGCAUUGAACAGGACAGGCAGUGGUAUCAUAUGUGGAAGGGCAAGCUGGCGCAGCUCAGCGCGCGGGGACGGAGGUUCCGGGAGAGACAGGAGGCGAAGGGUCGCAAGGAGCCGGUGCACGUAAUGGACGUGCAGGAGCCCCUGACGUGGGAGGAGGCGUUCGCGCACCAUGAGCAGUGGGGGACGAAGAAGGAAUAG